AUGGCGAUCGACAGUGACGACACGGGAAAGGCCAAGCGAAUCCGUGUCUCGAAAGAUGAGAGCAGCAAACUGCAGGGCGAUGUCGUCAGCAUCGUGGUCGGACCAAAGAAAGAGCUUUAUCGCGUGCAUCCGGGCUUAGCUCGGACUUCUUCUCCAUUCAUCGACAAAGCCUUGACGGGCACUUGGAAAGAACAGGCCAACCACACGAUCCAGUUGCCAAACGAAGAGCCAGAGAUCUUUGGCACCUAUGUACAAUGGCUCUACUUUGGCACACUCCCGGUGAUUGGCGGCGGCGCAGAACCAGAGUUCCUACAACUGGUCAAAGCAUAUGUCUUGGGGAAUAAGUUGCUCGACACCGGUUUUCAGAAUGCUCUGAUUGACGCCAUCAUCGAGAGAAGACGCGCAAAGAAUGCGGAUGGCAGAUGUAGCGCACCCACUAUGGCAACGAUCAAUCACGCAUACCUGAAUACGACUCCUUCGGCACCAAUUCGUCAACUGCUGGUGGAUAUCAGCGCAAAUCGCACAACCUCCCCAAAGUGGCUCAAACAUCCUGAAACCGACCUGCCUCAAGCUUUUCUGUUGGAUCUGGUGGCCAAGCUAUUGGAUCGCCGGGCAGUCAAGCAGUUGCCUCUCCAGGCGUCCGAUUAUCACGUGAACGAAACUGAUGCCUGA
This is a messenger RNA of Aspergillus homomorphus CBS 101889, 672 nucleotides long. Its product is annotated as BTB/POZ domain-containing protein. Lineage: Eukaryota; Fungi; Ascomycota; Eurotiomycetes; Eurotiales; Aspergillaceae. The coding region runs from base 1 to 672 and encodes 223 amino acids. The transcript has 2 exons. The record is from RefSeq and is a predicted model, not a curated record.